AUGGACAAAGCAUUAAGAAGCUUUGAUAUUGAAUGUGCUACCAUGUGCAAUUUACGCCAUUGCAAUCUCAUUAAGGUCAUCAGUUGCUGCUCAAAUGAUCAUUUCAAAUCUCUAAUAAUGGAAUUCAUGGAAAAUGGGAGUCUAGACAAAUGGUUAUACUCUCAUAACUAUUAUUUAAAUGUCUUGCAAAGGUUGAACAUAAUGAUUGAUGUGGCAGUUGCUUUAGAGUAUCUUCAUCAUGGUUCUUUAACACUAGUUGUUCAUUGUGAUGUGAAACCAAACAAUGUUUUAUUGGAUGAAGAUAUGGUAGCUCAUCUUAGUGAUUUUGGUAUUGCUAAAUUGUUUAGUGAAGGACAACUAGAAAUUUAUACAAAAACUUUGGCUACAAUUGGCUAUAUGGCACCAGAGUAUGGAUCAAAAGGAGUUGUUUCUAUCAAAGGAAACAUGUAUAAUUAUGGUAUUUUGCUAAUGGAAAUCUUUACAAGGAAGAAGCCGACAGAUGAGAUGUUUGUUCAAGGAUUAAGUUUGAAAGAUUGGCUAAGGGUUAGUGAGAAGGAUGUGGUAAAGACGGCUUUCAGGACUCAAUAUGGCCAUUAUGAGUUCUUGUUUGUGGUGGUUUUUAUUGAUGAUAUCUUGAUCUACUCUAAAGAUGAAGAGCAAUAUGCCAGACACUUGAGGACUGUCCUAAGAUUUUUGCAAGAUGAUAAGCUAUAUGCCAAGCUUAGUAAGUGCGAGUUGUGGAUGAGAGAGAUUAGAUUCUUGAGACAUAUCACAUCAGUAAAUGGUUUUGUGGUUGAUCUGCAUAAGAAGGUUAAGGUAGAGCACCAGAGACCAUCAGGGUUGUUACAGACUCUGGAGAUUCCCAAAUGA
Messenger RNA from Prosopis cineraria, 870 nucleotides. RefSeq names its product receptor kinase-like protein Xa21. The record is from RefSeq and is a predicted model, not a curated record. Lineage: Eukaryota; Viridiplantae; Streptophyta; Magnoliopsida; Fabales; Fabaceae. Gene Ontology annotation, biological process: protein phosphorylation. Gene Ontology annotation, molecular function: ATP binding; protein kinase activity. The transcript has 5 exons. Bases 1 to 870 code for a protein of 289 amino acids.